Durusdinium trenchii is the source of this 981-nucleotide messenger RNA. The record is from the annotation of a GenBank genome assembly. Lineage: Eukaryota; Dinophyceae; Suessiales; Symbiodiniaceae.
AUGUACGCGGAUCUCUGCGUGCUGUUGCACGAACACUUCACCGCCAAGCCGUUGGACAAACAGUGCGCGACCUUCAAACGCCUGUUGCUGGAUGAAUGCCAAUCCUCCUUCGAGCAUCUCCUUGCGCCGCCAGCUCUCGAUGAGCUGUCGUCGCCCGAGGAGCGCCGCAUCGCGGAAGUCAGCUACAAGACGCACAUGUUGGGCAACAUCAAGUUGGUCGGUGGCCUCUUGGCCCGUGGCAUGUUGGCUGCCAAGGUGGGCAUUGCCAUUUUGGAGGAGCUGUUGUCGAAUCCCACCCCCGAGGCCCUGGAAUCCGUGGCCGCGCUGCUCACCACCAUGGGCUCCAGUGCAGAUCGCCCUGAGUGGCCGCAGAAGAAAGCCUUGAAUUUGAUCUUUGAUCAACUGGCUGUGAUCGUGCAGAACAAAAGCUGCCAGACCCGUGAGCGCUGCUUGCUGAAGGCGCCACCCUUGAUGGAGAUGGACUUGCUCGACUUGCGUCGCAACGGAUGGGUGGAUCAGCGCCCGAAGAAGUUGGAGAGAGCCAUGACACUCGCUGAGGUGGCCGAAGGUGGACACGAGUCCACGGCGACGCCAAAAAAGGUGGUGCGAAGGGUGGCCACGUUCGAUCAGGAGAAGUUCCGUCAGGCGCUGCGUGCGCUGCUGCAGAGCGAGGAUGCGGCGGCCAUGGAGCGCCUGCGGGCCGCGGGGACGCCACCAGCCUCCAAACAAGCCAUGGAACUGGCGGAGUUCUUGAGCCAAGUGGUUCAGGAGGGCGCUUCAAAGCGUGCGGCUGGUUUCAAGGCUUUCUUGAAGGUGGCAGGUGAGUGGCACUCGGAGGCGUUGGCUCAGGGCGUCAAGAUCUUUGUGACGGAGAUGGCCGCGGAUUUGGCCCUGGACGUGCCCAAUCUCUCCCCGAUCUUAGAGGUCCCCAGCAGAAAUCAUGGGGAGUUCAAUGCAAGGUGGUGCCCCCCGUUUACGUGA